GAGAAGAAAAAGAAGAAGAAGAAGAACUCACCUGACGACACCUGUGGGGGCGACUGAGGGUUCAGGUUCUGAUUCUGAUUACUACCGCAGGAGCAGACAAGGAUCUCAAUCAGGACCAGCGCCGGGACCGGGACCACGACCAGGACUAGGACUACGACUGGUUUUAAGGCCAGGAUCAGAUGGACGACAAGAUAAAACAGUCUGAGGAGGAAGAGGAGGAGGCGAGGUCGGCCAUGAUGAAGCACGACACGCUGCAGAGGGGGAAAGGAGACCGGAUGAGUGUGAUGUCGGACGCCUCCCUCCACAUGUCCAGCUGGACGGAGAGCGAGAGAGAGCUGAAGGCCGGGAGGGGGGAGAUGGGGGGAGGCAGCCUGGAGGCCGUACUCCCCACACACCUGGAGGAGGAGCACGGAGGAAACUACCUGCCGGAGAAAGCAGCUCAGGUGUUCAGCCCCGCAGUGACCGUCCUGCCCUCCCCCACCAUAGACCCACACUCCGAAGUAUUGUGGGAUUCCGAGAGGAGUCCUUUCCUCAGACCUCAGGACUACAAUCAACAUGGCUUCCCGGGCGACUGGCUCGAUGACACCAAGCCAGCGCCAUGUGGGGGAGACUGCCUCGGCAGGGACGUCCUGAAAAUGGGCGUGUCCUUGAUGACGUCGGCGCUCUUCUUCCCCCUCAUGGUGUGGGGCGGCUUCGUCUUCUUGCCGUUUGACGCCCCCUUGCUGGACAGCGCCCCCCUCAGGCUCGUCUACACCAUGCGCUGCUCCAUAUUCGCCACCGUUCCCAUCGUCCUCGGCUGGUUGGUUCUGGGCGUCUUUCGUCUUCGCAGCGGCGCAACUCGGCCCUUGUUCGACGACAUCGUGAAGGAGCCAGACUUCCAGGAGGUCAGAGUUCACCAGCGGUUCAUCGCUGACUCCGUCUCCCUGUUCCUGAUCUACUUCCUGCAGCUGGUCGUCAUGGCGAUGUACCUGAGCCAGGAGCAGCUGAAGCUCCUCCCACUGCUGACCAUCAACUUCGCCUUUGGACGGCUGGUGUACUGGGCGGCGGCGGCUUUCGGGAGCAGCAUCCGUGGUUUCGGGUUCGGCCUCUCCUUCCUUCCCAGCGUCGCCAUGAUGGUCGCAAACUUUUAUUUCAUCUUCACGGUGGAGGCGGCCAGCUCCGUCUUCAGCCUCCCUGCUUCUCAGGAGGUGCUGCCUCCACCCGGCAAACAGAGAUUCUGGGGAUAAGCUCUGAUCAAAACUCAAUCAAAGGCUGGAAAUAUUCAGCUUCACCCACUUAUUUUACUGUAUGAUUAAACUAUGUCAAAACUUUGUAGUCUAAAUUUUUUUAUACUGAAUAAAAAAAUGAAAAAGCUUUUUUUAUGAAUAUUUUGAAAUGUUCCAUGUGCCAGCAGCAGGAAGUUUCAGAUAUGCUGGUAAAUAAAAUGAAGUCAAACAGAAUUUCAAUGAUCCAUUAAACUAAUUUUGAAUAAUUAGCAUAGCAGCAUAGCUUGAGUAUGACAGAAGUAGAAGUUCCUGAUCUGAACCUCUAUAAACUCUGCAGUCAGUGGAUCAACUUGCUGUAGGAUGUUCGCUUAUAGUAUGUAUAAUCUCCAACCAGAGUCUGGUUCUGUAGAAAGUCUCCACGUCUGACUCUGGUUCAGCAGCGUUGCUCAUGUGGAAUUGAUGGUUUUCCUUUUGAUGAAUGUUAUUGAUGCUCUGUAAAUAAAAGUGAAUGUAAUUACUG
Messenger RNA from Salarias fasciatus (jewelled blenny), 1725 nucleotides. It is a transcript of the gene tmem79b, whose product is annotated as transmembrane protein 79b. Bases 180 to 1226 code for a protein of 348 amino acids. Gene Ontology annotation, cellular component: trans-Golgi network membrane; lysosomal membrane. Gene Ontology annotation, biological process: regulated exocytosis. The transcript has 5 exons. NCBI's taxonomy places the organism in Eukaryota, Metazoa, Chordata, Actinopteri, Blenniiformes, Blenniidae. The record is from RefSeq and is a predicted model, not a curated record.